ACAAAACUUGGUUCUCAGGCAGAUCGCUAAAAGGACAGCGCACGACUAUGCGUCGAUUUCUUUAUUGUGUGCUUCGGCAUGCCUACCACUGCCACCUUUAGAAAGCACUCAGGCUGGCGGUGUGGUGUUGCAUCGCGCCGACUCGGAAGACUGAUGUGUUCAUUUAAAAUAGUGAGUGAUUUUGUGUAGAUACGUGAAAAUGGAAGUGUCAAAAGCAUUCCAGGCAGAUAUUAGGCAUAUCCAGAAUCAGCUCAAGAUUGCUAUCCUGAAUCAUCAGGUGAUGGUGAAGAAGAAAAAUGAAGAUCCAACCAAUAUCCAUAUCCAGGUGCAACUCCGUGAUGCUCAGAGGCACAUCAUAUCUCUCGGUGAAAUACAGAAACAACUAAUUCAGCGACUAAGGAAAGAGUUAGAAGCAAAUUCAACAAACAGCACAUUGAACAACAAAAGCACUGUUAAAUGUGCUGAGAAAGAUAAUGAUAUUGAAAUCAUACAAACUAAUAACAGCAGUAGUUCCAGCGCUGGUGGGAUUGUUAGCACAGUAAACACAAAAAGCAGUAUUACCACAGUCUCCAAAGAUGCAAAUAAAACACAAAAUGGAAUUAUUUACAUUAGUGCAGUAGAUGGUUCAGGAAAUGGUUCUUCAGAUGAAGUAAGAUUAUCAGCAGCUUCCUCACCUUCUUCUUCCCCUUCUUCAAGUUCCUCAGAUGAUGAAAGAGAAAUACAAGAGUCUUUGGCUGCAGAAAUUUCUCAAGAGAAAAUAGCAUUUCUACAGGCUGUCGGACUCAUAACUCGUGAAAUUCUCUCAGACCUACAGAACCGCAGAGUCGAAAGAAAGCGUCGUAGCACUGCAAAUCAUACCCAGUUCGUAUAUGGAAGUCACUGGGAUGUUUCGAAACGGAAGAAGAAUGGUUAUCUCUUAUCCACAUCGCCACAAAUAAAAACAAAAAGGAAGCCUCAAGUACAUCAAAAGCAGCAACACCAAAAAGAUAAACAUCAAGUAUUGUUUGCUGAAAAUGAUAGAAUUGUUAUGCCUGUAACCUCUGCACUAGAAAAGAUGACACCAGUUUCUUCUUCAGUAUCGCAAUCUUCCGUAACUCGGCACACAGCUUCAGACAAGACUAAUGCAUCAGUGUAUCAGAUCACUCCUAAAGAAAUCUCAAGAUCGCUGCUACGUACUUCUGGGACAAACUUGCCAAAAACUUCGUUACGUCUCGCAAGUCUUCCAGCAUCUCUGACUAUAGAAAGAGUGAAUAGUCCACCCCAUGUUUGCAUCAUCUGUGGAUCUACUGGAAUGCUCUCUUCGUGUAAGAACUGCAGUGCAUACUUCCAUCCUUCCUGUUCAAAAGAAGCUUCAUGUUGUCCAAAGUGCAACACAGAUCAAGGCAGCAGCUACAUAGAAGCCAAGAAAGGAUCGAAUGAGCCACCAAACGGACUUAUUAUACAGCAAACGACAGUUCCACUGCAGGCUAGUUUCUCAGGCCCAAGCAUCGCAAAAAAAAGUAAUCCUCCAGUCAGAAGAAGUUAUUCGAAACAAGAUACAAGUGAUCAAUAAUUUUAUAAGUGUAAUAAAGACAACUCGAUCAGUUGCAGCAAAAGACAAAAGUUAAUGAAGUGCAUCCACAGUUAUAACUUUUACAAUGUGCAAGGAUUUUCUGUGAUGACGCUGUAAUUUGUGUGAACAGUGAUGCAGUAAUCCAGUUUUUAUACUGGAUUUUCUCAGGAAAUGUGGAACAGAUUUCUCACUAUGUGAGAAGCAAGCAGAAAUAAUUGCACCAGUCGAUUCUUUUAGCAGAUUAAAAGAAUUAAUGGGACCACUUUUAAUUUUCGACACAUUUGUUGUGUUAACUUGCUUCUGUUUGUUUCUCUUAGUGUAUUAUUUGUAGUGUUAUUGUUAGUUACUUUUGCAUUUUUUCCUUUGGCCCUAAAAGACAUGAAUGGUUUAUAUAGCUUAAUGUUAUUUAUUAACUUUUUUGCUCAUUUGUUUAAAGUAAAAUAAAGAAAGUGACAGCUAUUGGGAAUGGAAAUACUCAAAGAUAACAAAAAUAAAUUUCCACAUAUUUCUUUUUUUGCAAUGGAAAUUAUUUUAUAAGCAAGACUGUAAAAGAUUCCUUUUUAUAAUAAACCUGCUUAGGUUACUUACAUACAUCUGAAUUAUGUGAUGACUAACAAAAUCUGCGAAAAUAAUAUGAGCAAUAAAUGUAUGUUUUGUAUAUAUCUGUAAUUCAGUGAAUCUGUAAAGGUUAUUUAUUGAGAAAUGUGAUAUUAACCUCAUUAAAUUACAGUGGGGGAAUGCACCAAUAUAAUGCUGCCUGCAUCAAACUGAAAAUCUGUAUUUUAAUUGCUGCUGUUAUUGUUAUGCUUACAGCCAGCUGAAUAAAGCAUAUUUAUCACUAGAAAA
This is a messenger RNA of Schistocerca serialis cubense, 2398 nucleotides long. Its product is annotated as PHD finger protein 21A-like. The transcript has 10 exons. The record is from RefSeq and is a predicted model, not a curated record. Bases 200 to 1552 code for a protein of 450 amino acids. NCBI's taxonomy places the organism in Eukaryota, Metazoa, Arthropoda, Insecta, Orthoptera, Acrididae.